AUGGAACACAUGCGUCUUCUUCGUGGCAUGUGCAAGACCGGACCGCCCUACUCGGAAGAGGUGCCAUGGCCAGUCCGUGAUUUCCUCACCAGCGUGGAGGCGUAUGAAGAACCCGAGUCCUCAAGUGACCCUCCAACCGUUCCCUCAGACACAGAAAAUCCCAUAGCCCUUUUGGACGCCUUCGGCAUAUUCCCACAUCGACCUCCGAGCUCAGAUGCCCCGACCAAACAACACGUCGCGUACAGGCUUCUCCGGCUCGCCCUUGUUGCCGCGCGCGAGGCCUAUCGCUUGGACACCAGCGAGGACGAGCCGCAACUGUUAGAUAAGGAUGCUGUGGGGAGCUUGUUCAUAGAGGUGCGGGAUCGCUAUCAGAGUGUUUGCGAAACAUUAUGGGAUGCUUGUCCCCGACGGCCACAAAGCAUUUGGAACAACCCCGAUGGCUCCUCCCACCAUACCUCUGUCUCGCAGUCUGGUCUCUGGUUCCCGUACGAACUGCCGAGGAAAAUCCAAGGGCCCGCCGCAAAAAACUCCCUACCCAUCCAGGCCCCUCAUUCCUUUCCGUUCAUCUGGCUGGACUGA
Molecule: messenger RNA, 579 nt
Organism: Dichomitus squalens LYAD-421 SS1
Lineage: Eukaryota; Fungi; Basidiomycota; Agaricomycetes; Polyporales; Polyporaceae
Exons: 3
Coding region: 1-579 (192 amino acids)
Source: RefSeq, a predicted model, not a curated record